GAGGGCGGACCUGUUUCCGGGUGGCGCGUGGGGUUUGAGGCCGCUUUGCUGCCACCAACAUGGAGACUUUGUACCGUGUCCCGUUCUUAGUGCUGGAAUGUCCCAACCUGAAGCUGAAGAAGCCGCCCUGGCUGCACAUGCCGUCGGCCAUGACUGUGUAUGCUCUGGUGGUGGUGUCUUACUUCCUCAUCACCGGAGGAAUAAUUUAUGAUGUUAUUGUUGAACCGCCAAGUGUUGGCUCUAUGACUGAUGAACAUGGGCAUCAGAGGCCAGUAGCUUUCUUGGCCUACAGAGUAAAUGGACAAUAUAUUAUGGAAGGACUUGCAUCCAGCUUCCUGUUUACAAUGGGAGGUUUAGGUUUCAUAAUCCUGGACCGAUCGAAUGCACCAAAUAUCCCAAAACUCAAUAGAUUUCUUCUUCUAUUCAUUGGAUUCGUCUGUGUUCUAUUGAGUUUUUUCAUGGCUAGAGUAUUCAUGAGAAUGAAACUGCCGGGCUAUCUGAUGGGUUAGAGUGCCUUUGAGAAGAAAUCAGUGGAUACUGGAUUUGCUCCUGUCAAGGAAGUUUAAAGGCUGUACCAAUCCUCUAAUGUGAAAUGUGGAAAAGAAUGAAGAGCAGCAGUAAAAGAAAUAUCUAGUGAAUAAGCAGGAAGUAUAUUGAAACUUGGACUAGAAUUCCUUCUUGGUUUAAAGAGACAAGUUGAUCACAGUAUUUUUUUUUUUCCUGCUGACCUGCUAUACCAAUGAUGUUGAGUGGCAUUUUAUUCUUAGUUUUUCAUUUCUUAAAGAAAAUAUACUCCGUAUCUACAACUAUAAUACCAAGUAAAGUGAUUAUUUUUUACAACUCCCUUAACAUUUUUUGGAAAUGACAUUCUGAUUUUCAAAAAUUAACAUAAAAUCAAGAAGCAAGAUUCCAUAAGCUGAGAACUCUGGACAGCUGAUCAGCUUUACCUAUGGUGCUUUGCCUUUAACUAGAGUGUGUGAUGGUAGAUUAUUUCAGAUAUGUAUGUAAGACUGUUUCCUGAACAAUAAGAUGUAUGAAAGGAGCAGAAAUAAAUACUUUUUCUAAUUAA
This is a messenger RNA of Saimiri boliviensis boliviensis (Bolivian squirrel monkey), 1069 nucleotides long. RefSeq names its product oligosaccharyltransferase complex non-catalytic subunit (gene OSTC). Gene Ontology annotation, cellular component: oligosaccharyltransferase complex. The record is from RefSeq and is a predicted model, not a curated record. Lineage: Eukaryota; Metazoa; Chordata; Mammalia; Primates; Cebidae.